This is a messenger RNA of Zychaea mexicana, 1725 nucleotides long. Its product is annotated as elongation factor Tu. The coding region runs from base 80 to 1504 and encodes 474 amino acids. Gene Ontology annotation, molecular function: GTPase activity; translation elongation factor activity; GTP binding. Gene Ontology annotation, cellular component: mitochondrion. Lineage: Eukaryota; Fungi; Mucoromycota; Mucoromycetes; Mucorales; Lichtheimiaceae. The record is from RefSeq and is a predicted model, not a curated record. The transcript is spliced from 6 exons. Gene Ontology annotation, biological process: mitochondrial translational elongation.
GAGCCACCAAGAGUAAAUUUCUAGGUUCAGUCGGUUUUUUUUUUGACACUUCCUCUCCAAUCGUCAACACAUUGCUACCAUGUUCGCCUUGAAGACCGCGGUCAACAGAGCUGCUGCUCCUACUGCUCGUUUCGCCACUCGUCGUUGUGUUUCCUCCUCUGCCUCUCGCAGUGCUUUCGCUUCUACUCGUAUGGCCCUUUCUUCGGGCAACAAGCUGACUGCCAACCUCUUGCACGAAGCUUAUGUUUCCUCCGCACCCCGCAUGAUGAUGUUCGGUCGUCGCGGUAUGGCUUCUGAGGCUGGUGGCAAGUUCUCUCGUGGUAAGCCCCACGUCAAUAUUGGUACUAUUGGCCACGUUGAUCACGGCAAGACCACCUUGACUGCUGCUAUCACCAAGACUUUGGCUACCCAGAGCGGUAGCACCACCUUCAUGGACUACAACCAGAUUGACAAGGCUCCUGAGGAAAAGGCCCGUGGUAUUACCAUCUCCACUGCCCACGUCGAGUACGAAACCGAAAACCGUCAUUAUGCCCACGUUGACUGUCCUGGUCACGCUGAUUAUAUCAAGAACAUGAUUACUGGUGCAGCUCAGAUGGAUGGUGCCAUUAUUGUCGUCUCCGCCACCGACGGUCAAAUGCCUCAGACCCGUGAGCAUUUGUUGUUGGCCCGCCAAGUCGGUGUCCAAAAUUUGACCGUCUUCAUCAACAAGGUCGAUGCUGUCGAUGACGAAGAAAUGCUCGAGCUCGUCGAGAUGGAAAUGCGCGAUCUAUUGGCCGAAUACGGUUUCGAUGGUGAGAACACCCCCAUCGUCAAGGGUUCCGCUUUGGCUGCUCUUGAGGGCCGUGAUCCCGAGAUUGGUGAGAAGGCCAUUCUUGAAUUGAUGGCUGCUGUCGAUUCGCACAUCCCUACUCCCGUCCGUGACUUGGACAAGCCUUUCUUGAUGCCCAUUGAAGAUGUCUUCUCUAUCUCUGGUCGUGGUACUGUUGCCACUGGCCGUGUCGAGCGUGGUACAAUCACCAAGGGCUCUGAAGUCGAAAUUGUCGGUAUGGGCGCUCCCUUGAAGACCACCUUGACUGGUGUUGAAAUGUUCCGUAAGGAGUUGGACCGUGGUGAGGCUGGUGACAACAUGGGUGCUCUCUUGCGUGGUGUCAAGCGCGAACAGAUCCGUCGUGGUCAGGUUCUUUGCGCUCCUGGUACUGUCAAGUCCCACAAGAAGUUCAUGGCUCAGUUCUAUAUCUUGACCAAGGAAGAAGGUGGUCGUCACACUCCUUUCGUCAACAACUAUCGUCCCCAGAUGUUCGUCCGUACCACCGAUGUCACUGUCAGCUUGACCCACCCCGAAGGUACUGAAGAUCCUGAUGACAAGUUGAUCAUGCCUGGUGAUAAUGUUGAACUUGCAUGCGAGCUUAUCCACGAUGUCGCCCUUGAAGAGGGUCAGCGCUUCACCGUCCGUGAAGGUGGCAAGACCGUUGGUACUGGUGUCGUUACCAAGUUGGUGGAUUAAACGAAUUAUCUUUUUCCGCUCCCGCACCCUCACCCACCCCUCUCCUAGUACAUAUAAUAUAACGAAGCAUUUCCCCACUUGUUGGUGUUGUAUCUGUAAUUUUGCAUGAAAUAGAAAAAAAAGUAUAUAAAACCAUUUUGCUAAUGUUGGGCAUCAAAUACCUCUUUCCAGUUCAAUCUGGGUGCUGUUAUUACGUAUAAAAAGGUUGCUUUUAUUCUAAA